CAACGUUUUGCCUUAAACCACAGCACAUCCUGCUCCUGUGUGCACCUGAGGACUAGAGCAAAGUUGAGGCAGCAUGGAUGUAAGUACUUCAUCAAAUUCUCAGAUCUCUACUCUGCAUUCUGAUCCUCUGUGUGGCAGCUGCCCGUCCUCUGGUUCUGCCCCACAGGCUAACAGCCUUUGGCCCAGCCUGUCACCUUCUGGAGCUGGAUUCCCCACUUGGCCAGGACAGGCCACUCAACCCGCACCGUGCUGGACAGGCCAGCCAAACACACCCUGCUGGCCUGGGAUGCAACCAGCUCCAGUCUCUGUCCCCACUUCAAUUCCACUCCAAUCUCCCACUCAAGUCAUAACACCACCUCCUGCGCCAACCACAACUGUAGUUCCAGCUCCAACUGCAGUGCAGCCCUGUCAGCCUUGCUGGCCAGGCAUCCAGUACCAGCCUCCUCAGCCACCAGCUCCAAUUCAAGUUCAAGUCCCAAAUCCAACUCCAACUCCAGUUCCAGUGCCUGCACCUGCUCCCAGCAUCCAUCCAAAUGUACCAGGCUGGCCUGCAAAUCCCGGCUGGCCCUAUAACCCGGGACAAUCAGGAUGGCCUGGGCAGAAUCCAUCCAUCAUGCCUCCCCACUGGCUCCCACCCACAUCUGGACCUCUAAGCGUGCCAUACAACUUGAACCUGGCCCGAGGGGUGUAUGACAAAAUGAUGAUGACGAUCUUGGGCUAUGUGAAACCUAACGCUAAAAUGUUCACAGUGAACUUCCUCAGAGGCAACGACAUCGCCUUUCACAUCAACCCCCGCUUCAACGAGGCGGGCAAGCAGGUGCUUGUCCGCAACCACAAACUGGGUGAACGCUGGGGUGCCGAAGAGAGAGACCUGAAGGGUCCCUUCCCUUUUGCGCUUGGGAGCCCUUUUGAGAUGAAGAUCCUGUGCACGCCUGAGACGUUCAGGGUGGCAGUGAACAACAUCCCCCUGUUUGAGUUCCGUCACCGCAUCAGAGAGCUCAACCAGAUCGACAGAAUCAACAUCUUGCAUGAUGUCGUCCUCACAUACGUCAAUGUGGAGACACUUCCUUAAGAAAUUCAGCUUUAGCCACACAGAUGAACGCAUAUAUACGACUGUGUGUUUAUGCAGCAGAGAUACAUAUACGUAGAUUAAUGGUGUGACACAUACUCUUACGGUAUUUACAGGCUACAUCUUGGGGGUAACGUUUCAGUUAAUGUUUAGCAUUAUGCUCUAAAAUGGGAUAAAUAAGCAUGUUAGUUGGUCCUGUGAUGUGUAAGGUAAUGAGCUGAGCUCAUUGUUUAACAAUAAGGAAUACGUCCUGUGCCACAGCACUAAUCACUUCAUGCACAGAGGCAUUUGAUUUUCUGUAUAGAUGCUACUGCUACUAUUUUUAUUGUAGACAAUAACAUAAUCUAUAAUAUGAAAGUCCUACUAACUAAUAGAUAACUGAGAACUAUGUAUGCACCGAUGUUGGAAAAAAACGGCAACACUGGUUCAUGAUUAUUACCUCUCGAUUAGUAUUAACUGUAGAAAUCCUUUAAUAAUAAAUGUACAAGGGUCCUAGUGUAAUCAAGUCCAUGUUUUUAUUGUGUUUUGUUUUAACAGAUCAACACUAUGAAACUGUAUAACAGUAAAAUAAGAGAAAUUCUCUUUCAGAGAAAUAAAAAAUCAGCACAAACGUAUAAAAGGAACUAACUGGAUGAUCGACUGUGUGAUACAUGUCGACAAGCAAUCGUUUCACCAAAGUUACAGUGAGUUUUACAAGGAAAACACCAUCAGCUACCUCUGUCAACGACUGACAGAGGUAGCCUGAAAAGCUCUUUCCUACAGUAAAAACUCAGUGAAACCAUUUCUGUCCUCACUCCUUUAAGCCCAAACGUUAGCAUUUUUACCUCAAGAGCAGCAUAUUGUUAAAUUAUAGAUAUUGUACCAGACCCUUAAGCUAACAUCACAUUUGGGUCAAGGCUUCAACUUCCACAAAACAGAACAGCUACACAGACGACGAGGCGGAAUUUUGAGCCUGGAUAUUUAUACUGGGAACAAAUAAUGAUUAGCUUCAUCUUAUGGACAUAAUUUGUUUUUAAAUUCAGUAAAAACUAAAAACAUCUCAGUACGUUUCUAUCCACAUAUAUUUACUUUGCUUAAAAAAUAUUACUCUCAUCCAAUUACUAACAGUUUAAUAGCAGAAAAAAAUAAAUAAACAAAAGUUGUGUGUAUAAUUAACAAAAA
Maylandia zebra (zebra mbuna) is the source of this 2230-nucleotide messenger RNA. Its product is annotated as galectin-9. Gene Ontology annotation, cellular component: immunological synapse; nucleus; cytoplasm. Lineage: Eukaryota; Metazoa; Chordata; Actinopteri; Cichliformes; Cichlidae. The record is from RefSeq and is a predicted model, not a curated record. Gene Ontology annotation, biological process: negative regulation of extrinsic apoptotic signaling pathway; macrophage chemotaxis; positive regulation of calcium ion import. Gene Ontology annotation, molecular function: disaccharide binding; laminin binding; IgE binding.